AUGCAUGACGAUGACAAUGAUGGUAUUGAGAGUCCCACGUUCACGUGCUUCGAGAUGUGCAUCUACGGGUGGACCCUCGCGCGGACCGCUGUGUGGUUGAACGGAUCCAGAGUCAUCUUGCGGUGGUUCCUUUGUGGGUUGGUCUGUUCAGUGUUGGCCGUUGGCAAGGCGCUGUUUGAUCGUUCGUGUUCCAGUCUCGUCCACCAACAAGCAUCGGUUGUUGGUUGGGACCGUUCGCCGUCGGCUACGUUGGUUGUGAUGUUCUUCUUGCUUGGUGGGUCGCCGUUGUUCUCUUCCUUCUCUUCCCAUUUCGGUGAACGUAGAAGACCCAAGACAACCUUCAAGUCCAAGAGCAGCCCUUAG
Molecule: messenger RNA, 363 nt
Organism: Seminavis robusta
Lineage: Eukaryota; Bacillariophyta; Bacillariophyceae; Naviculales; Naviculaceae
Source: the annotation of a GenBank genome assembly